Messenger RNA from Nannospalax galili (Upper Galilee mountains blind mole rat), 3932 nucleotides. It is a transcript of the gene Herc6, whose product is annotated as HECT and RLD domain containing E3 ubiquitin protein ligase family member 6. The transcript has 23 exons. The record is from RefSeq and is a predicted model, not a curated record. Gene Ontology annotation, molecular function: ubiquitin-protein transferase activity. Lineage: Eukaryota; Metazoa; Chordata; Mammalia; Rodentia; Spalacidae.
UCCUGGGAGGAGGCUAGUUGGCUGUGCUUCUGGGAGGAGCAGAGUUUGGAUGCUGGGAGAGCCCCAAAUCCCGCACACGGCUCGCUUGCGUUGGGAGCUCACCUGGCCAAGCCAACAAUCUGCAGCCCACUGGUGGCUGGGAUCCCCCCCGAGAUGUACUUGUGCUGGGGUACCGGUUCCCCGCAGCUGCAGCGCCGGGCGGCGGAAGCAGGCUCUGAACUCUUAUGGGCCGCCAGUGGCGAGCGCCACGCGCUGCUGCUGUUCAGCGACCACUGGGUGCACGCCUACGGAGACAACAGCUGGGGCCAGGUGGGCCGGAGGAGAGUGCAGAGUGCAGUGCGUCCAGAACAAAUUCAAGCAUUGGAAACCCUACAUGUUGACCUCGUGAGCUGUGGGAAGGAUUACUCUCUGGCUGUCUGCCACAAAGGAAGGGUCUUCGCAUGGGGAGCUGGUUCUGAAGGGCAGCUUGGGAUUGGAGAAUUUAAGGAGAUAAAUUUUACACCUAAGAAAAUAAAAGCUCUGGAUGGCAUAAAAAUUAUCCAAGUUUCUUGUGGGCAUUACCACUCUCUGGCAUUAUCGGAAGAUGGCCAAGUGUUUUCAUGGGGAAGGAACAGUCAUGGGCAGCUGGGCCUGGGGAAGGAGUUUCCCUCUCAGGCCAGCCCACAGAGGGUGAGGUCCCUGGAGGGGAUCCCGCUGGCUCAGGUGACUGCAGGAGGAGCUCAUAGCUUUGCCCUGUCUCUCUUGGGGACCUCAUUUGGCUGGGGAAGCAACAACGCAGGGCAGCUGGCCCUCAGUGGGAAUGACGUCCCAGUGCAAAUCCACAAGCCUCGUUCAAUCGGAGCGCUGAAGAAUCUUGGCGUGGUUUACAUUAGCUGUGGCUAUCAGCACACGGCAGUGCUAACCCAGGAUGGGCAACUGCUCACAUUUGGAGACAAUAGUUCUGGACAGCUGGGACAUAGCACCAGUGGCAAGGAAAGAGGCCCUCAGCACGUGGAAGGAGUUGAUGGCUUCAUUUCCCAGAUAGACUGUGGAAGUUAUCACACCAUUGCGUAUGUCUACACCACUGGUCAGGUGGUGUCUUUUGGUAGUGGACCAAGUGAUACCAGCAACCCAACUCAUCAGGAGGCCUGGAGAGAGAAGCCCAACAUUACCUGCCUGAUACCUGCCAAGGAUCUUAUGGAUAUUCAAGUAAAACACAUUUUUGCUGGAACAUAUGCCAACUUUGUGACAACUCAUGAGCAUACUAGUUCCACGAGUGUUUCCAAUAAAAUCCUACCAGAAAUAAGCCGAAUUAACCAGUCCCUGGCAGAAAAAUGGAUAGCAGUGAAAAGAAGCAGUAAUGAAUACAAAGUGGCUAAAAAGGAAAUCAGUGUGAUAUUUUCUUCCCCCGCCUGUUUAACUGCAAGCUUUUUGAAGAAAAGAGGUACUGGAGAAAAGAUUUCCAUUGAUGUGGACUUGAAAAUGGCAAGCAAUGUCUUCACGAAGUUAACGAAAGUGACAUGGAUUUCUUCCUUGAUAACUACAUGUCUCGAGGAGAACCUGCUCAAAGCUCUUCCACGCCGUUCUCCACAUCAAGAAGCUUUAUCGGUUUUCCUUUUGCUUCCAGAAUGCCCUGUGAUGCAGGACCUAAGGAACUGGAGGACCCUGACCAUUGAAUUUGCAAAGGCUAUUUGUGAAAUGACUAACCGAUCAUUAGGAAUCCUGAAAAAGUGCUGGGCAUCUUUGGAAGCAUCUUCACUGAACACACUGGUCCAGAUGCUUAAAACAGCCAUCGUCGCUCAAAUGUGUGAUGUGACUACAGUCUUUCAGAGUCCCUAUAAUUUAAAAGCUCUUCUAGGAACGAUGAAAGAAGUGCAUGCGGUAAACAAAGUUAACUGUCAACUACCAGAAAGUACUUUCAACAUAGAUGAACUUUCCUACCUCUUGGACUUCAUUGAAAAGAGGAAAAAUCUUUUCUUUUGGGACAAUAAUGUGGUACCUACAGAAGAAUUCUCCAAGGUUGUCAUUUUCAGUGAUUUUCCAUUUCUUUUUAAUUUGCUGUCCAAAAUUAAAUUAAUGAAAGAUGAUUUACAUGCGAAAGCACUGCAAGAAGCCAUAGUGUGUGAAGGAAACAGUAAAUCGAAUGUAUUUGCACUGAGAGUCCAACGAAGUCACCUGGUUGAAGACGCCAUGUGUCAGCUGAGUCAAGCUGAAGUCUCUGACCUGAGGAAACUAUUAGUGGUUAAAUUUAUUAAAGAAAUUCGUCCUGAGAGUGGGGGUGUGAGUUUAGAGUUCUUCCACUGUAUAUUUGAAGAGAUGACACAUCCAAAACAUGAAAUGUUUGUGUAACCUGAAAAUGGAUCCUACAUGUGGUUUCCAGUCAAUCCUAAAUUUGAGAAGAAGAGAUAUUUCCUCUUUGGAAUAUUGUGUGGACUUUCUCUAGUCAACCUAAAUGCUGCCAACCUUCCCUUCCCACUGGGUCUGUACAAGAAACUUCUGGACCAAAAGCCAUCUUUAGAAGAUUUAAAAGAACUCAGUUUUCUUUGGGGGGAGAAUUUGCAAGAAAUUCUAAAUUAUGAAGAUGGUGACUUUGAAGAUCUUCAUAUGCAUUUUUCUAUAUACUGGGAUCAAAAAGACAUUAAUUUAAUUCCAAAUGGGAUCUCUGUACCUGUGGACCAAACCAACAAGAAAGACUAUGUUUCUAAGUGUGUUGAUUACAUUUUCAACAUCUCUGUAAAGACGAUUUAUGAGGAAUUUCAUAGAGGAUUUUACAAGGUGUGUGACAGAGAUAUAAUCAGGAAUUUCAGUCCUGAAGAACUAAGGACAGCAAUAAUUGGAAGCACAAAUUAUGACUGGAAACAAUUUGAAAAUAAUUCAAGGUAUGAGCAAGGAUAUUACAAAUCACACCCAACUAUUCUAUUAUUUUGGAAGGCUUUCCAUGAGUUAACAUUGGAUGAAAAGAAAAAAUUCCUCAUGUUUCUUACAGGAUGUGAUAGGCUACAUGUAAAAGGCCUCCGGGAUGAAGGAAUAGUAUUCCGUUGUCCUGAAACAUUCACUGAAAAUGAUCACCCAAGAUCACUGACAUGUUAUAAUAUUCUAGACUUGCCUAAAUAUUCUACAAUGAGAAAGAUGAAGGAAGCUCUUCAAGUGGCCAUCAACAACAACAAGGGAUUUGUAUCAUAGGCACCACCCUCCCAGUGUGGGGGAUGGGGAGGCUAGGCACUGGGACUUUGAUUCUUGGAUUUUUCUGUUCUUCCUCAAUCUAGGGAAGAACAAUCUCUUUAGUACAAAAAGCUGAAGGAUUUUGGUUAGAAUUAGUUGGAUAGUUUUUGAGAUAAAUAAUAGAGUUAUAAAUCAGUAUUUUUGGUGAAACAAAAUUAUGUGAAACAUUUCCUGUAUUUAUAACCUUGCUAUUAGAAUGUUUGCUUUGCUGAAUGAUUUUUCUCAACAAUUAUUUAAUAAUAUACUAAAUAUUUGAAAUAUUCAGUAUUAUUCCAAUAAUAAGCAUAUCUGAUAUCCGAUUUGAAAAAGUAAACCAAAAAUAUACAUUGUUUCAGCAUGCUUUUGAAGCUUAUAGAUGUGUAUUUUAUAUUAAGGAAUAUCUUUAGAGUUUUGAGUUUAGUAAACUGCUAACUAAUUUAUUUUUAAAAUCUAAAUGACUAGGUUAGUAAUUCUUUGAAUGUUUCAAAGAAUUGAACAUUGUGUUCCAGGAACAAUUCUCAGUGUGGACAUUCUUAUUUCAGUCAAACACUAAACUCAACAGAAGCUCAUAGCCACUUGUUGGAACAAUAAGAGAGGCUGAAAUGUGUCUUAUUAUGAUGCUGUAGAGUGAAUUAUUGGAGCAUAUUGCUAUUAUGAGAAAUGGCCAAUAGAUUCUGUGGAGCAGUUUUAUUUAAUGUUAAAAUUUUAAACUGUGUGAUGCUACAUUAAAAUGAUUUCAUACAUGCGUAUAA